Pieris rapae (cabbage white) is the source of this 1320-nucleotide messenger RNA. RefSeq names its product protein phosphatase 1 regulatory subunit 36-like. The transcript is spliced from 10 exons. Gene Ontology annotation, molecular function: phosphatase binding. Lineage: Eukaryota; Metazoa; Arthropoda; Insecta; Lepidoptera; Pieridae. The record is from RefSeq and is a predicted model, not a curated record. Bases 1 to 1320 code for a protein of 439 amino acids. Gene Ontology annotation, biological process: negative regulation of phosphatase activity.
AUGGCUGAUGACGAUGAUGAAGGAGGCUUCGGUGGUCUCUAUGAAGAUGGCCACUGGGUUUGGGAUGAAAAUACCGAAGCUUUAGUUUUUGUGAGUGACCUUCCCCCAAAACCAGUCGAAGCUAUUCACAUCCCUAUAAAAGCACCGACAGGAACAGUAGAAUUUAGAGAUGACGUAGACCUCAUAGAACAAAUUAGAUUUAGAAGACGCUACCAGCGGAAGUUAAAGCCAGGACAACCUGACAUCAUCACGAUUCAAGAUGUGAAGGAUAUCGCAAUAUACACAGCCCCAGUCAGUAUUCUAAGCCCCGCUCUAAUAAACAUUCUACAUCUUCCUACUACAGAGAGGUUCAUUAGAGCUUUAACAUUCUGCUGCCAGUAUUAUUUACAAAUUGCAGAUGAAAUGGCCAACCGUAUAAUUGAAUUAGAGACUAAAGUAAGAACGCCCCAGUGCGAAAUCCUUGAAAGCGAGUUCCGAGACAAUUUGUCCGACUUAAGAUUAUUGGUUGCUAAGGAAUAUAGUACUAUGUUGAUUGGUGGCGGUGAUAUGAAAAAAUUUCAUCACAUGGGACCUCAGAAGAAGCGUCGAUCUUUAUCGGACAAAGACGCACGACUUAUUGAAACUUUGUUGCGUAUGUGUGUCCAAAUUGUGUGGCUGGCCCUUGGUCGUAAGUCGUUCAAUCAGAUAGAAUUGGAAGUCAACCGCGUAUUCAAAUCGGAGAUAUUCAACGCAGUGGAGCACAAUCUUCACACUGGUUAUAUAAAUAAAAUGAGUCGGGAAGAGCGAGCAGUGUUGCUUGGGAGAUGCUUAAGACAUGACAAGAAGUUGAAUACAUGUUCACCGCUGAUGAACGAGGUGUUCUGUCACAGGGAGAUUGAUUAUCGUUUGAUGGGACUAGGAGUUAUAAAGUGCUCUCAGUUGAUACCACGGCUUCAUUACAUGAAAGAAGCAGUCUCAGGCCCUGAAGAAAGAUUAAGAGAACUGGGCAUUGUGUUGGGUAUAAUUGGAAUGCAUCGGUCAUCAUUCGAUACAAUGUUGAAGCCUCUACCCACGGCUAGCGAAGGAAAAUCGAAAGCUUCAGUGUCUUCACGAUCUCAAAGUCAUGCAUCUAAAUCGAGUGUUAGUAGUACAAUGAGAAAAAGCCAAACAACAGCUCAGAAAAUAUAUCCCGAUAUUGUUCUUCCACGGAAAGAGUCUCGAAUUCUGUCUGUACCACCAUCAUUCCCCGAUGAUCCCGAAUACAUUCGGCCCUGCAGUGAAACACAACGACGUAAAUGGCAAACAAGACUCGGCAAACUCCUCCAUCCUUAUGGGAGAUAA